Molecule: messenger RNA, 417 nt
Organism: Psylliodes chrysocephalus
Lineage: Eukaryota; Metazoa; Arthropoda; Insecta; Coleoptera; Chrysomelidae
Source: the annotation of a GenBank genome assembly
AUGGACCAGAUACCAUCUACUUCGAAACCAACAUGUUCUCCAUCAUCAACGACUUUAUCAUCACAAAUUAUAGACCAGUCAACUCCACCUUCAUUUCCAAAAUAUAAAGAAGAACAUGUUUUACCACCUAGUAAAAAACGUUUUACUCCGGAGCAAAUAUGGACUUUACCAAAAGCAGAUUUUAUUAAACCAAAAAAUGUUGGAAGGCAAAAGGGAACGACUGCAGUACUCACUGACACUCCUGAGAAGACGCUAAUAAAACAACGUCUUGCUAAUAAAAAGACUCAAUUUAUCAAGAAGAGAGUCAUGGAGAAAGCGCCAUCUAAAAGCAAACGUGCAAAGAAACGAAGACCUAAAUAUAGUGAAUCCUCAUCAUCCGAAGAGGAAGACACAUUGUGCUUAGUUUGUUCGUGUUAG